AUGUCGGAGAUUCUGGGAAUUGUUAGGUCAGGACCCUGCAAACAUCACUUGCCACCUCGCAGCACUUUCUUCGACAAGGCCAUCUCUCAUUUGCUAGAGCUGCACCUGGCUCUUGCCUACUAUGUGGGCAAUAUAUUUUAUGGGCUCCCCUCUGACCCUUGUUUUAAGAUUCACCAGGAGAACAACAUUGUUCCUGAGGGAGUCGUGCUAAAACAACCUAUUAUGAAUGCCCUCAUGGUGUUACAGAUGUCUCAGGGAAAACUCACAAGGCUUCUUGCCUUUGGAGAUACUGUAGGAAGACGGUUUAUUGUCCCCUUGAAUAUAAUGCGAAAUAUUGUUCCUUUUCAUAUUACUGACAAAAGGAAUAACAUAAACAUCACAAAGAAAAUACUUUGUGGAUAUCAGGAUUACUGUUACACGGUAUCUUGUGACAAAAAUGCAGAGUCAUUCUAUGUGCCAUUGCUAUUAUCCCAUGAUGGUUUCUGUUUGGGGCUCAUGAUUUGGGCCAGUGGCUCCAUGGUUUUCAUCCUGCACAGGCACGAACAGCGGGUCCAAUACAUUCAUAGGAACAAUCUCUCCCCUAGGUUCCCUGAGAGCAGAGCCACCCGAAGCAUCCUUGUGCUGGCGUCCUUCUUCCUUUCUUUAUGGAUGCUGUCCUCUAUCUUCCACAUUUGUCAGUUUUUUUUUUUUUUUUGGUCCGUUUUUAACAACCCCAGUCUGUGGCUGAGGAACACUUCUACACUACUCACUAUGUGUUUUCCUACUCUCAGCCCCUACAUUUUCAUGAGCUAUGACCCCAGAGUGUCCACCCUCCACUUUGCCUGGAUAAGGAAACAAAACCCCCUAAACUUACCAUAA
This is a messenger RNA of Prionailurus viverrinus (fishing cat), 858 nucleotides long. Its product is annotated as vomeronasal type-1 receptor 4-like. Gene Ontology annotation, cellular component: membrane. Gene Ontology annotation, molecular function: pheromone receptor activity. NCBI's taxonomy places the organism in Eukaryota, Metazoa, Chordata, Mammalia, Carnivora, Felidae. Gene Ontology annotation, biological process: G protein-coupled receptor signaling pathway. The record is from RefSeq and is a predicted model, not a curated record.